UAUCUAUGAAUGCUCCAACGGUUGAUGUCAUUCCUUUGGCUGGUAAUUUAGUUCUCAACUAUUCCCACCAGCGUUCUUAGCAUCGCUAAACAAUAAUGUCCUCACGUUUCAGCCUGCCUGGCGGUCCGCCACCGAUCGCGGGAAAUGCACGUGGCCAUCUGUUAUGAUUCCAGAGAAAGAGACCCAGAGUAUCGAAGAAAAGUAUGUUGAUACGAAAUGGUCUAGAAAAGUAUGGUGAUACGAAAUGUUGAAGACCUAAAACUACUUCUUCGUAAGAAUGGUGGCGUCACCUCCUCACAUAAGCAAUACAUCACAUUCACAUUUUUCAUACCAUUCCGUAAACGGUGGAGCUGGAGCGGCAAAUAAUAACAGGAUGUGGGGAUUUUCACCUCGUCUGGCUGGCGGUGGAACGGUAGAGAAUGGCAUUUCUAUGCAGCCAUCGGCAUCGAAGGAAGGUGGUGGAGGUGUUUGGGAACGACGAGCUAGUUUACCUUCUCUUAUGAUAAUGGCUUAGUUUGACAUCACGAGCUAGUUUACCUUCUCUUAUGAUAAUGGCUUAGUUUGACAUCACGAGCUACUUUACCUUCUCUUAUGAUAAUGGCUUAGUUUGACAUCACGAGCUACUUUACCUUUACCUUCUCUUAUGAUAAUGGCUUAGUAAGUUUGACAUCACGAGCUAGUUUGUCUUUCUUUAUGAUAAGGAGUUAGAUCCUCGACAACAUGAUUAUUUAUCAACAUCAUGAUCAUCCGCAUCCAUGCUGUCUGUGUGUGUCGUAGAUAAUGGGCGCCAACCUAAUUAACCUACCGAGAACUUACUAGUACCAGUUCCGAAUCUAAAAAUCCUGAAUAAGACUUUCAUCUGUUUUCUCUCAUCUUCUCCAUUCUCUGUUUUCUCUCUCACCCCAUGCCUCUGCUUAAUUAUGGUUUCCCCUUUCAUGUCCUCGCAAAACACGUCUGGGGUGAAAGUCGAGCCUCAAUCUCAGAACGGAGGAAUAGCCACUCCUACUGCAAUCGCUUUAGAACAAACAGGAGUUACUACAGGUCCUACAGCGCCUACUGCUGUCGUAACAUCAUCUGCUAGUACAACGGCUACCUCGACGAUGUGUGGUCGUGCAUCCACUUACAAUAGUAACAAUAUGGUUGUCAAUGACAAUGUUGGCUUUGGAAAUGCAGCAGCGACAUUAUCCACGACUUUGCC
Amoebophrya sp. A25 is the source of this 1198-nucleotide messenger RNA. NCBI's taxonomy places the organism in Eukaryota, Dinophyceae, Syndiniales, Amoebophryaceae. The record is from the annotation of a GenBank genome assembly.